AUGGACGGCUUCACCACGCAUGUCACCUUUGCUCGGCGAGAUAACCCGGUCCUAGAGACUGACAAGGCCUAUGUCCUCGAUUACAUCGCCGGACCCGAUAUUCCGCGGACGAACAUCGAAGUUGAGACAGUCGACGAUAUCCGAGUACAGGAUUUUCGCAAAAGCCCGCUAUCACUGGAAAAGAAUGGCAUCACUAUCACGGAGCUCGCCACCUCAAUGGAGUACGCUGACUUUGCGGACGACCAGAAGGUGCAGGCUUGUUUUCUUGAAGAAGCCAAGGCGUGCCUCAAGGAUGUCCUGCAAGCAAAGGAUGUCCAUGUGAUUGACUACGAGAUUCGCCGCCGCCAUACGACAUUCCCCAGGUCAACCGGUGUGCCAUACGAUGCAGCACAGCCGAUUGUGGUCGCACACGGAGACUUUACCCCUCGCGAUGCUUUCCAACGAGUAAAAGAUUUAUUCGGCAAAGACGCAGAGACCAAAGCUGAGCGACCGUUCCAAUUUUUCAACUUCUGGAAGCCUUUGCGAGGACCAGUGCGCGACUGGCCACUGGCACUCUGCGAUCCCCUUACCCUUGACCCGGGUCGGGACAUUCUACAUGUGGACAAUGUGUGUACGGAUCGCAUCGGCGAGGUCUUCAACCUGCACCACAGUCCUAGCCAGCGAUGGUAUUAUCUGAGUAACCAGCAGGAAAGCGAGGCUUGGGUCUUCAACGGCUAUGAUUCGAGGAAGCCGGACAAAUACGGAGUACCGCACUGCGCUGUGCAGUGUCCGUCCGAGGGAAGUAGCCCUCCGAGGGAGAGCAUAGAGAUCAGAGGUGUAGCCUUCUUCUGA
Aspergillus calidoustus is the source of this 831-nucleotide messenger RNA. The record is from the annotation of a GenBank genome assembly. Lineage: Eukaryota; Fungi; Ascomycota; Eurotiomycetes; Eurotiales; Aspergillaceae.